UGCAGCAACCCAGGCUCCAACAUCUGCAACUACAAUUUCUGAAAUUAAAAUAGGAACCACUGCUGGAACAACUGCUGGUCCCACUACCACAGCCACAGCCAGAGAGGRCACAACCAUCAUUGCUACCACCAUCAGCACCUCUCCACCUGAGACAAAAGGCACAACCAACAUCAUCCCAACAACAACUGUGCCCACCCCAGCCACGAGCACUGCCAGCACCGCCAGGAUCACCGAGGGAGGCACCACAAGAGCUUCAGCUAACUCUUCCCCAACAUCUGCCACGACAGCCUCUGAAGGUAAAGUAGGAACAACUGUUGUCACCACGGCUGUCCCCAGCACCCCAGCCACUGCGGGCACAACCAUCAUUAUUACAAGCAGCAGCACCUCUCUUCCUCGCACCAUCACUCCACCUACAACAACAGUGACCACCCCAGCCACCACCACCAUCCGCGUUUCCAAUACCACAGAUAACUGUGUGGUGGAACGCUGUGCCUGGACGCAGUGGUUUAACGUGGACUCGCCUGUUCCRGGCAAUGAAAAUGGAGAUAUGGAGACAUUUGAAAACAUCAGAGCUGCAGGCUAUCAGCUGUGUGAGAAGCCACAAGACAUCAAGUGCCGUGCUAAAGAUUACCCUGACAGAAUUGUGAAAAUAAUGGGACAGAAAUUUGAAUGCAGCGUUGAGAAAGGGCUUGUCUGCAGAAACAAGGAUCAGACUCUCAAGUACCCCACGUGCUUUGACUAUGAGGUCUCAGUACUUUGCUGUGACCACAAACCAUGCCAGACAACAGUAGCACUCCCAGAAACCACUGUAAGCACCACUWCAUAUUCUACAGCAAAAACCACGACAGUGGCAACCCAACCUGCUGCAACAGAAACUCCUGUUGCCACUCUUCCACAGCGAGAUAUAACAACCACUGUAGCCACAAGUGCACUAUCAACACAAGAAACCACCAUCAUCACCACACCCUCAGUGCCCAUUCCAACCACCAGCACUGCCAGCACCUCCAGGAUCACCACAAGACCCUCAGCCACCCCUAAUCCAGGAGAAACCUCCACUGCAGCAACCCAGGCCCCAACAUCAACCACGACAACCUCUGAAGGUAAAAUAAAAACCACAGUUGGCACCACAGCUGUCCCAACUGCCACAGCCAGAGAGGGAACGACCAUCAUGGCUACCACCACAAGAACCUCUCCACCUGAGACAAAAGGMACAACCAACAUCAUCACAACAACAGCCGUGCCCACUCCAGCCACCAGCACCGCCAGCACCUCCAGGAUCACCGAGGGAAGCACCACGACAGCCACCGCCACCUCUGCUCCAAGAGAAGCCUCCACUGCAGCAACCCAGGCUCCAACAUCUGCCACGACAAUUUCUGAAAUUAAAAUAGGAACCACUGCUGGAACAACAGCUGUCCCCACUACCACAGCCACGGCCAGAGAGGGAACAACCAUC
Messenger RNA from Malurus melanocephalus (red-backed fairy wren), 1453 nucleotides. Its product is annotated as mucin-5B-like. The annotation marks the transcript as partial. The record is from RefSeq and is a predicted model, not a curated record. The transcript has a single exon. NCBI's taxonomy places the organism in Eukaryota, Metazoa, Chordata, Aves, Passeriformes, Maluridae.